AAAGAGAAGGCACAGGAAUAAAAACCAUGCCAGCUGAAGCUAAAGCAGAGGAGAACGAGGUGACAGAGCUCACGGGGCUCUUUGCGGAGAAGCCGGCAGAUCAUGUGACGGCUGUUUCAGGCACGGAUGUGACACUCAUUGCAAAGGUGGACUCCAGCACCCUGACAAGGAAGCCCACCAUGAAAUGGUUGAAGGGAAAAUGGCUGGACCUCGGCAGCAAGGCCGGGAAGCACAUGCAGUUCAAAGAAAGCUACGACAGGAACACAAAGAUCUACACGUACGAAAUGAACAUCAUCAAAGUGGUCCCCGGCGACGCGGGCGGCUACAGGUGCGAGGUGACGGCCAAAGACAAAUGUGACAGCUCCACCUUCGAGAUCUCCGUGGAGGCCUCCCAGCAAGAGGAGAAGACGGACAUUUUGUCUGCGUUCAAGAGAGCGGACGCGGGAGAGGAUGAUGGCGAUCUGGACUUUAGCGCUCUUCUCAAAGCAGCUAAAAAGAAGAGGCCUGAAAAGGAGGAGGAGGAGAUAGACGUGUGGGAAUUGCUGAAGAGCGCCCAUCCGAGCGAGUAUGAGAAAAUCGCGUUCAAAUACGGCAUCACCGACCUGAGGGGCAUGUUGAAGCGUCUGAAAAAGAUGAAGAAGGUGGAGCCCAAGCAUAGCGAGGCUUUCCUGAAGAGGCUGGAGUCUUGCUACACCGUGGACAAGGGCAAGAGAAUCGUCCUCAAGUGUGAGGUGAUCGAUCCCAACGUCCAGGUCAAAUGGUUGAAGAAUGGCCAAGAGAUCAAACCCUCUGCCAAGUACUUGAUGGAGACAAACGGAAACAUCAGAACGCUCACCAUCAACAAGACCAGCCUGGCCGACGACGCCGCGUACGAGUGUGUGGUUGGCGAUGACAAGUGUUUUACCGAGGUGUUCGUCAAAGAGCCUCCUGUGACUAUCACCAAGCUUAUGGAUGACUACCAUGUGGUGGUGGGAGAGAGAGUGGAGUUUGAGGUUGAGGUGUCGGAGGAGGGCGCCCAUGUGAUGUGGUUCUUUGAGGAUCAAGAAAUCCUCAAAGAUAGCGAUUCUGCUAAGUUCCGUUUCAAGAAAGACGGAAGGAAGCACACGCUCAUCAUCCUGGAAGCCACGCUUAAUGACAUCGGCAUGUACCACGCUUGGACCAACGGCGGUCAUACCAAGGGAGAGCUGGAGGUGGAAGAAAAGGAACUGGAGGUGCUGCAGGACAUCGCUGAUCUGACAGUGAAGGCAACCGACCAGGCUGUGUUCAAGUGCGAGGUGUCUGACGAUAAGGUCACAGGGAAGUGGUUUAAAGAUGGCGUGGAGGUGAUGCCAAGCGAGCGCAUCAAAAUGACUCAUAUCGGAAGGUUUCAUCGUCUGGUCAUUGACGACGUAAAGCCGGGAGAUGCUGGAGACUACACAUUUGUUCCUGAUGGAUACGCUCUGUCACUUUCCGCCAAACUCAACUUCCUGGAAAUCAAGAUCGACUACGUGCCCCGACAAGAUCCACCAAAGAUCCACCUGGACACCACCGGGAACAUGGUGUCCCAAAACACCAUUAUUCUGGUGGCUGGCAACAAGCUGCGUCUGGAUGUGGAGAUCACAGGAGAACCGGCACCCACCGUGGUCUGGUCCAAAGGAGAAGUGCCAAUCACAGAGAGCAGCGGGCGCGUGAGGGUGGAGAGCAGGAAAGACCUGAGUUGCUUCGUCAUAGAGGGCGCCGAACGGGAGGAUGAGGGCAACUACACCAUCGUCGUGACCAACCCCGCUGGAGAAGACAAGGCCAAGUUGUUUGUGAAAAUCGUCGAUGUGCCCGACCCUCCUGAGCAUGUCAAGUGCACAUCGGUGGGAGAAGACUGUGCCUCCAUCAUCUGGGAGGCUCCUAAGUUUGAUGGUGGUGCACCAAUCAAGGGUUACCUCAUGGAGAGAAAGAAGAAAGGUUCCUCCAGGUGGACAAAGCUUAACUUCGACGUGUACGAAUCAACCACGUACGAGGCCAAGAGAAUGAUUGAAGGUGUUCUCUACGAGAUGAGAGUGUUCGCCGUCAACAGCAUCGGCUUGUCCCCGCCAAGUCCCACCUCCAAGCCCUUCAUGCCUAUCGCCCCGACAAGUGAGCCGACACGCCUGAUAGUGCACGACGUGACGGACACCACGUGCCACCUGAAGUGGUUCGCGCCGGAUAGGAUAGGAGCCGGCGGCCUGGACGGCUACGUGAUCGAAUACUGCAAAGAAGGAGACACGGAGUGGGUGGUGGCCAAUACUGACUUGUGCGAAAAGCAGAGCUAUGUGGUGCGCGGACUUCCUGUUGGGGAGAAGAUCAACUUCCGGGUGGUGGCGGUGAACAUUGCAGGGCGCAGUCCUCCGGCUGUCAUGGCGGCGCCUGUCACUGUCCGUGAGAUCACGGAGCAUCCUAAAAUCCGCCUGCCACGUGAGCUGAGGACAAAGUACAUCAGGAGAGUGGGAGAGAAGAUCAACCUGACCAUCCCCUUCCAGGGUAAACCACGUCCCGUUGCAACCUGGUUCAAGGACGGCCAACCCAUUGACCCUAAAACGGUCAAUGUCCGCAACUCCAACGUGGACAGCAUCCUCUUCAUCCGCUCGGCAGAACGCGAGCACUCCGGAACGUUCGAGCUGCUUCUGAAGAUAGAGAACAUGGAGGACAGGGCCAGUUUCCAGCUCAGAGUCGUUGAAAAGCCGGGACCUCCUUUGAAUUUGAGGGUGACGGACGUGUGGGGCUUUAACGCCGCGCUGGAGUGGGCACCCCCCACCGACGACGGCAACUGUGAGGUCACCGGCUACACCAUCCAGAAGGCCGACAUGAAGACAAAGGAGUGGUUCACCAUUUACGAACACAACCGACAGACGCACUGCACGGCCUCCGACCUCAUCAUGGGCAACGAGUACAUGUUCCGCGUCUACAGCGAGAACCUGUGCGGCCUGAGCGAGGAGCCUCGGCACAGCAAGAACACGGCCGUCAUCGCCAAGACAGGUCUGGAGUUGAAAGCGUCCCCAUACCAGGAGAAAGACAUGUCCUGUGUGCCCAAGUUCACUCAGCCCCUGGUGGACAGAAGUGCGGUGGCAGGGUACACCACCGCCAUCAGCUGUGCUGUCAGAGGCUUCCCUAAGCCCAAGAUCGUGUGGAUGAAAAACAAGAUGAUCAUCGGCGAGGACCCCAAGUACUUGAUGCAGAACAACCAAGGGGUGCUGACCCUCAACAUUCGCAAGCCGAGCACCUUCGACGGUGGCAAGUACACCUGCGUGGCCGUCAACGAGCUGGGCAAGGACGAGGUGGAGUGCAAGGUGGACAUUAAAGUUGCCAUGGAUCCCAACCAGGACGACAAGUAAGAAAAGGAGAAACGUGAGCCAAACUCUGAACGUCAGACAUUGUGAGAAGUGAAACAAAUAAAAGAAGUCC
This is a messenger RNA of Entelurus aequoreus (snake pipefish), 3411 nucleotides long. It is a transcript of the gene mybpc2b, whose product is annotated as myosin binding protein Cb. The record is from RefSeq and is a predicted model, not a curated record. Gene Ontology annotation, molecular function: protein binding. The transcript is spliced from 28 exons. Bases 27 to 3341 code for a protein of 1104 amino acids. Lineage: Eukaryota; Metazoa; Chordata; Actinopteri; Syngnathiformes; Syngnathidae.